AUGACCCCCUCAGUAGUAGGCACUGCCUCCCCGAGAGCACGAUGGUCCCGUGUUACUGCGCUGCACGAAAACGUUCGCUCAAUGUUAUUCGGAAGCUCGGUCUAUUCCCAAAGUCCCACCCUCCGACAAGACGAAGAGCCCCCGAAACUUCCCCCGCUCGUCUUCCUUCGUCAACCGAAUACUCGGACCGAACCUUCAGACCACGCUCGAGGCCUCGAGGAAGGUAUCGGCUCCGCGCCAGCGAGGAACCAUGCGAACAAUUCUCACAACUACCCGACCAACUACUCCCCAGCUUCGAUACCUAGCACAUGGGAACGAUCAUCGCUCUCUCUUGCGAGGGGUACAACGCAGGGAUCGUCAACGUUAGAAAGAACGGUGGUAGACUCCGGAGCGGAUGGGGUGGCGAGAGGAGUCCGUCGCAAGCGCAGGAAGCAGAAGCAGAAGCCGAAGAGGGGUUGGGUUCGAAAUCACCAUCAAUCUCCCAUUUUCAACCGUUCCCUUUUGCGUGGACGCACGAGGACGAAGGCUAUCACCUUAAUGAUAUCGGGAGUCUUGCUCGCAACGAUGCUAACAAUCUACCUAGCCCUCGCGCUCACCAACAACGCCGUCGCGCAAGAAGUCCAUAUCUUAUUCAUCCUGCUCCUCAUCUGCACCACGAUCGUCUUCUGCCACGCCCUGAUCCGCCUCUGCAUGCUCGCCACGCGACCUCCUCCCACUCGCCGCCAUCACCGAGUCCCUGACCUCGCCGGACCGCAAGGGUUCGAGCCCAAAUCUCCUAUCCGCGUCCAUGUCGCCCGUGACGAUGAAGAGGCGGUGGAAAGCGUGGAAGAAGUGCUGGUAGAGGAGAAAGACGCGCCUAAGCCGCCGCCACCGGCAUACGGGCUAUGGCGAUGUAGUGUUCGUCUGAAUCCAAAUCUCCUCCAUUGGCAACGAGUCGACGCGCUAGGCACCCAUGCGCCAGGUACCCCUACGCCAGCAACCCCCACGCUCAUCGACCUCCGCUCUCCCUCGCACUCGAAUCCGAAUAGCACUCAUCGUCCGCCAUCCUACGUCUCCGACGAUGGGGUGGACUACGUCGUGAGCGUACAGCCGCGUUCCACGGUACAUUACUCGCACGUGCCGUCGCCGUUACCGCGAUCAUUUGGGGAUGAAGGACAGACUCCGCCGAUACAGGAAUUCCGCGGACCCCUAAACUCGCAUGUCCCGGAGUUUAUCGUUGGGUUAUCGGGCGCGGGACGGCCGCCGAGUCAGAUCCAUCCGGCUUGGAGGACGUAG
Eremomyces bilateralis CBS 781.70 is the source of this 1275-nucleotide messenger RNA. RefSeq lists its product as uncharacterized. Bases 1 to 1275 code for a protein of 424 amino acids. NCBI's taxonomy places the organism in Eukaryota, Fungi, Ascomycota, Dothideomycetes, Eremomycetales, Eremomycetaceae. The record is from RefSeq and is a predicted model, not a curated record. The transcript is spliced from 3 exons.